Macadamia integrifolia is the source of this 2714-nucleotide messenger RNA. RefSeq names its product probable galactinol--sucrose galactosyltransferase 6. The record is from RefSeq and is a predicted model, not a curated record. Lineage: Eukaryota; Viridiplantae; Streptophyta; Magnoliopsida; Proteales; Proteaceae. The coding region runs from base 67 to 2595 and encodes 842 amino acids. The transcript is spliced from 4 exons.
GACUCGACACACGUAAACUCUUAGAGAGAAAAUAUCAACAGAGAUCAGAUAGAGAGAAAUACAGAAAUGAAGAGCGAGAUAUGUUACAGUUCUCGAUUGAUCUGUAUAAAUUCGUUCCAGAGAAUCCGGUUCCUCUCAUCCAAUUCGAUAUCGUUCAAGUCUUCUCUCACCAGUGUCUCAAGUCUACCAAGAAAGCUUUCUCUUUCUGAUUCUUUGUUUAUUAGAUAUCCUUCGAAGCGAGGCUUCUCAUUGCGGGCCCGGAAGACCAGCGAGCUAGGCUCUCUGUUUGUUGGAAAAGAAGAAAGAAAAGAGAAAAAAGAACAAAAUCAGAAGGAGAAAGAGAUGACGAUCACUCCGGCGGUUAGAAUCGCCGACCGAAAGCUUCUUGUGAAGGAGCGCACAAUCCUCACCGGUGUUCCGGACAAUGUUAUCUCGUCCUCAGCCGCAACUGAAGCCCCUGUUGAAGGUAUCUUCAUCGGCGCCUCUUUUAACGAAAGCAGUAAUCGACAUGUGGUGUCUCUCGGCACGCUCAGAGAUGUUCGAUUCAUGGCUUGUUUCCGAUUCAAGCUAUGGUGGAUGGCACAGAAAAUGGGCGAUCAAGGGAGAGACAUUCCUCUUGAGACCCAAUUCCUUCUAGUCGAAACCAAAGAGGGAUCUCACCUCGAAUCAAACAAUCUCGACGAAGAGAAUCAGAUCGUGUACACCGUCUUCCUUCCUCUGAUUGAAGGCUCCUUCCGCUCUUCUCUCCAAGGAAACCCCCAAGACGAGCUCCAGAUCUGCUUUGAAAGCGGCGACAACGACAUAAAAGCCUCCCAAUUCACCCACUCCCUGCUCGUCUGUGCAGGAACAGACCCUUUCGUCACCAUAACCGACGCAAUCAGGGCCGUCAAAAACCAAAUCAAGACAUUCCGUCAACGCUCUGAGAAGAAGCUCCCCAGAAUCGUUGACUACUUCGGUUGGUGCACCUGGGACGCGUUCUACGAAGAAGUGAACCAAGAAGGGGUAGAAGCUGGCCUCGAGAGCCUUGCCGCUGGCGGUACUCCACCGAAGUUCGUCAUCAUCGACGACGGUUGGCAGUCCGUAGGUGGGGAUCCACAACAUGACGAGAAUAAAUCACAGCCGUUGCAAAGGUUGACUGGGAUCAAAGAAAACACUAAAUUCCAAAACAAAGAUGAUCCGACGGUGGGGAUUAAGAGUAUCGUGAACAUAGCCAAACAUAAGUACGGUCUCAAGUACGUGUACGUCUGGCACGCCAUCACCGGUUACUGGGGAGGAGUCCGACCCGGCGUGGAGGGCAUGGAAGAAUACGGUUCGAAGAUGCAAUACCCGGCGGUCUCACCCGGGGUUUUAUCAAACGAACCGGGUUGGAAAACCGACAUAUUGGCGGUUCAAGGACUUGGUCUCGUUAACCCAAAAAAUGUGUACAAGUUCUAUAACGAGCUUCAUGGGUACUUGGCUUCGGCCGGGAUCGACGGAGUUAAGGUGGACGUUCAAUGCAUCUUAGAGACCCUUGGGGCUUGUUUGGGUGGAAGGGUUGAGCUGACGCGUCAGUACCAUCAAGCCCUUGAUGCUUCAAUCUCACGUAACUUCCCCGACAACGGAAUCAUCGCUUGUAUGAGCCACAAUACUGAUGCACUCUACAAUUCCAAACAGACGGCUGUGGUGAGAGCAUCGGAUGAUUUUUACCCGCGUGAUCCAGUGUCACACACAAUCCAUAUAGCUGCAGUAGCAUACAAUAGUGUCUUCCUAGGCGAGUUCAUGGUACCGGAUUGGGACAUGUUCCAUUCGCAACACCCGGCCGCUGAUUACCAUGGUUCGGCCCGGUCGAUCAGUGGUGGACCGGUCUAUGUUAGUGAUAGGCCAGGGAACCACAACUUUGAGCUUUUGAAGAAGCUUGUGUUGCCGGAUGGUUCGAUCCUUCGAGCCAGGUUACCCGGUCGACCCACUAAGGACUGUUUGUUUUCGGACCCGGCUCGUGAUGGGGUCAGCUUGUUGAAGAUAUGGAACAUGAACAAGUACACUGGGGUGAUUGGAGUGUAUAAUUGUCAAGGAGCGGCGUGGAGCAGUGUAGAGAAGAAGACCAUUUUCCAUCCUACCGGGACGGACGCUUUGACUGGUUACGUGAGAGGACGGGACGUUCACCUUAUCGCUGAGGCUUCCACUGAUACUAACUGGAACGGUGAUUGCGUGGUUUACUGUCACCGUGACGGUGACCUGGUGACGCUACCUUAUAAUGCGUCAAUGCCGGUGACGCUGAAGGUGUUGGAGCACGAGAUAUUUACGGUGUCGCCGGUGAAGGUGAUGGCGGCCGGCGAAGUGAGGUUUGCGCCGCUGGGGCUGAUCGAUAUGUUUAAUGGUGGUGGUGCAAUUGAAGGGUUGAGGUAUGAAGUGAAGGGGGAAGGGAAUAUGGUUUUGAUGGAGGUGAAGGGUUGUGGUAGGUUUGGUUGUUACUCGUCUGUGAAACCGAGGAGUUGCAGUGUGGGUUCAAGCAUUGUUGACUUUUCUUAUGAUUCUUCUAAUGGGCUAUUGAGUCUAAACUUGGAUUAUUUGGCUGGGGAGGGCCUGAAGUUCCACAUUGUUGAGGUUGAGUUCUAAUUUGAUUAGUUGUAGUUUAAAUUGUUACUGUUUAUUCCACGAUUGAAAAGAAGAUAGGUGAGGUAGAUGUAUUGCUGUGAGAUUCCAAUAAAUAAUUAUUGUACAUCUUUUUCACUCUA